GGUGUGGUGGGAGGAGCAUUUUUAAAAAAAAUCAUGCGCUGAACCCGUGGCCACAGCAUGUAAAUAAGUCAUCGAUGCCAGCAGCUGUUAGGUUGAAGGUGCCUUAAAGGAGCCCGGAUUAAACAGGAGAGGCCCCACCUGCCUGGAAGCAAACAGGGCUGACAAGUGUGUGUCUCUUCAACGAGUAGAGGGAAACAAAGCUGAGACCUGUGCCUCUUGGUCACAAAGAUCAUUGUUCUGACGGAGAUUCUUGGGGGAAAAAAAAAGAGCCUUUUUGGACAGACGGUCUCACCCAGCCUUGAGGCGAUAAAGAAGAAAUCUGUAACACCGUGAAACAAAUGCGACUGAAUCACUAUUUUCCAAACAUAUUUUGCUCUGGAUUAUUUUGAACUGGAAUACUUUUUUUUUUUUUUUUUUGCCUGAAAUGCUCGGAGGGUGCCGGAGGGGGAUAGAGGCAGACCGUGUAAUCAGGUUUGUGUCAGCUUGUUGGUUUGACAAGCCAAAAGCCUUUCAGAGUGCUGCUGUAACUGCAUUUCCAGGUUUGGGUUUUAGGGUCUUAUCCCAUGGGGGCUGCCUCAUUGACGGCGGCCAUGCUGGAUGUCCUCCGCAUGUUGUUGUUGUCGUCCCUCCUUUGGCAAUCAUCUGAGAGCAGCCUGCUGCCAACCUAAUCCACGCGGCCCCCUGACUUCCCUCAGCUCCACCCUGCACUUUCUGGACGGCCGAUAUAAGCACUCGCCGGCUUCUUGGGUGCGUCUCGACGCAUGGGGUGUUUCAAAAUGUCUUCUACAUACCAGCAUCUGCUCACGUGGAGUUUACCACAAUUCCUGCUGCUUUCGUUGACUCACCUCUGGCUUUUGGCCCCUCCCACAGGUGUAUCAGCAGAUGUUUGCCGUGUUACUGGCGGGGUGCUUGGGCUCCACUGGACGAGCGUCAUCAGCUUGGGUUGGUACCCUCUCACAGACGGCAGAGGUGGGCCAACAUGCUGGGAGACCUGCUGCCUGAGGCCAAGUUGCAAUGCAGUGUGGAGCCUCGGCGGGCGGUGUGUGCUUCUCAGUUGCUCUCUGAAGGGGGGCUGCCCCAUCUUGUUUCUGCCCCAACCUGAUCAAGACUCUCUCGGGCUCCUUCAGAUUCUAACCAAGAGUUCUACCCCAAAAAGAGGGAGGAGCCUCCGUGAUGCAGAACAUGAAGAGCAAACCGAACAACAGCCUAGCACGGAAACUGCCAAACUGGAUCUAGUGCACCCCACAGUGUUGGUGUCCAACUCCAGUGUGGUUUCACAAGCGGACCAAAAGAACAUUAGCUCUAUAACCAACAGAAGUAGUGAACACGCCCCACAGCAGAACUCCUCCAUUGUACUCAACACUGCUGCGUCUUCCAAUACCAGUGAUGUCAGCCCGCCCACAGCAACUGUCAUCAGUACAGGGCCAACACUUGCUGUGAGGGAGCUGGUGGUGUCAGCGGGGGAAAGUGUUGAGGUCACACUACCACGGAACUCUGUCGAGCUUAAUGCCUUUGUGGUGCCGCCACUUCCCCCAGAUGCAACCUAUGCGUUUGACUGGCGUCUGAUAACGCAUCCCAAAGAUUACAGUGGGGAGAUGGAAGGGAAGCACAGCAAAACCCUGAAACUCAGCAAGCUAACAGUUGGUCUGUAUGAGUUUGAGGUUACCGUGGAUGGGGGAGGAGCCCAUGGAGAAGGUUACGUCAAUGUCACUGUCAAACCAGAGCCACGGGUAAACAAGCCUCCUGUUGCUGUAGUUUCCCCAAAGUUCCAAGAGAUCUCCUUGCCAACAAGCUCCACAGUCAUAGACGGCAGCCAGAGCACAGAUGAUGACAAAGUGGUGGCGUGGCACUGGGAAGAGGUCAAAGGUCCCCUCAGGGAAGAGAAGGUUUCGGCCAACACGCCCGUCCUCACCCUCACCAAUUUGGUUCCAGGGAACUACACAUUCAAUUUAACUGUCACUGACUCAGAUGGCGCCCAAGACUCGACACAGGCCACCCUGUCUGUCAACAAAGCCAAGGAUUACAAGCCUGUGGCCAACGCUGGCCCAAACCAGGUCAUCACUUUGCCACGUAACUCCAUCACGCUGUAUGGAAACCAGAGCACAGAUGACCAUGACACCCUUGCUUACGAAUGGUCCCUCAGUCCUGAGAGCAAAGACAAGGUGGUGGAGAUGCAGGGCGUACGGACACACAUCUUGCAGCUGUCGGCCAUGCAGGAGGGAGAUUACACCUUCCAAUUAACUGUGACCGACUCUGCCGGACAGCAGGACACAGCCCACGUCACAGUUAUUGUGCAGCCAGAAAACAAUAAACCACCACAGGCAGAUGCUGGACCGGAAAAAGAACUGACACUACCGGUUGAUCGAACCACGCUGGAUGGCAGUAAGAGCACAGAUGACCAAAAGAUAGUCACCUACCACUGGAAACAGACCAAAGGUCCUGAUGGCGUGAAGAUUGAGAAUGGGGACAGUGCUGUUGCCACGGUGACCGGUCUGGAAGUUGGCACUUACGAGUUCACCUUGACAGUGACCGACGAGAGGAAGUUGCAGAGCAGCGACACAGUCACGGUCGUCGUCAGAGAAGAAUUGGAUCAGCCACCUGUGGCCCGUGUGGUUUCCAGUCCACCCGUGUCUCUACCUGUGCGAACGGCCACCCUGGACGGAUCACACUCCACUGAUGAUAAAGGUGGCAUCAGCUACCUGUGGACCAGAGAUGACAGCAGCCCUGCCGCUGGGGAUGUGAUGAACAACUCUGACCGCCAAGCUAUCUUGUUUCUGGGAAACCUGGUGCAGGGCAAGUAUAGUUUCACCCUGUCUGUCACUGACAGCAAAGGUCAAAGCAGCACGGACAGUGGCACAUUGGAAGUCAGACCAGACCCAUGGGAGAGUGACCAGGUAGAGAUGGUCUUAGAGGUUCCCAUAACACAGAUUUCCCACCGCCAACGCGACAUGUUGCUGCGCCAGGUCGGAGUGUUGCUCGGCGUCCUCGAUAGUGACAUCAUUGUUCGAGAGAUUGGUGCAUUUAACGAGCACAGCACCCGAUUGGUCUUCCUGGUGUCAGGCGGUCCAGGGCGCCCUCCGCUGUCCGGUCAUAGUGUUGCACUCACUCUACGCAACAAACUGCGCAAACAAAAGAACGACUUUCUCAUUUUCAAGCCCCGGCGGGUGGACACAGUCAUCUGCCAGCUGAACUGCUCCAGUCAUGGCGAGUGUGACUCAUUCUCACGUCGAUGUGUCUGUCACCCUUUCUGGAUGGAGAACUUCAUCAGAGCCCAGCUCGGCGAUGCAGAGAGCAACUGUGAGUGGAGCGUGCUCUAUGUGACCAUAGCGUCCUUUAUGAUUGUCGUUGCUUUGGCGACAGUUGUUUGGGGGUGUGUGUGUUGCUGUGACAGACGUAAGAGCAAACCACGCAGAACUAAAAGUCGUUAUAAAAUGCUGGAAGCUGACGAGCAAGACGCUCUGGAGCUGCAACCACCCAGAGCUGGCCGCAUCAAGCCAGUACCCGCCCCUACCUCCUCUGCCCUCAUGCACUCCGACUCUGACCUGGACAGUGAUGACGGGCAGGUCGGAUUUUCAUGGACGGAGCAGGAGCGCGGUCAUCUUCUUCGACCGCAGAACGGUGCUUUGAAAAACGGCCAGGGUCCUAUGAGAGGAAAGAAGCACAGAGAAGAGCUGCUAUAACAAAACGAGGUGAAGUCACCUCUUCCUGAAACACACACGCACGGAUCCGUCCAUUUUGCUUAAUUUCACCCCCCCCCCCCUCCCCCUCCCCUGGACACGUGAAACUUGAAAGCAUACCACACUGUUACACUGAAAAACUGAGCCAUGGCAGAGGAAAAAGCCUACCAUUUUGGUUGUGACACCAGAGAGAAUUCUAGUAAGGACUUAUUUAAACUGAGACAUUACCGCAGGAGAGAUAAGACUUACCAAGGUGACUCAGAAAUUAAAACCAGCAAGCCCACUUCAUACAUCCCCCAACCUUGCUUCUCGUCGACCUGCAUGAAUGCACACGAAUGGUUUUAUACACUGUUACAGGUUAGCCUGACGCUCCCAAACACUGCCCAGAAAUCCAGACGUCAACACAGCUGAUAUAGGUCACUUAACGGAAGGAAAAACUGCACUGGAUCACAAGCAGACAAAAAAAAAAACCUGCAUGGCUGCUUACACUUCCAGCCCAGUUCCAUUCUGGAAUCACCACCUGCAUGUUCGUAUUUCUGGACGUAUGACAGUAUGUGUGUGCCUGACAACAUUUUUUUUUCCCUGGUUGAUGUGCCAAAACGUCUUUCUUCAGAGUGUUGUGUGUGGGUGUUCGUUGUUCCACUUGGAUCAUGACGCUUGAUUACUCAAUUUUCAGACAAUUGCGUAGGGCCAAAAUGCUGCUUUUAUCUUGAAGGUUUCGCUCUACACAAAUUAAGUCACUGGGAUAUACAAUAUGAAUGAAGACUACUUUUUAACUAUGUCUGCUGUGAUCCAAUUUUUGAUGCACUUUUAUUUCAUGUUGGAGUCUUACUUUUAUUUGCUUGGUUCAGUAACUUUCUUGAGGAUCAGUUUAGUCAUUUUAAUUAGCAUUUUAUGGGUUCGACAACCACUGACGAGCAAGUCGACGGCAUGUUAAUCCUUGAUUGUGU
Molecule: messenger RNA, 4627 nt
Organism: Syngnathoides biaculeatus (alligator pipefish)
Lineage: Eukaryota; Metazoa; Chordata; Actinopteri; Syngnathiformes; Syngnathidae
Product: KIAA0319-like ortholog
Exons: 26
Coding region: 762-3680 (972 amino acids)
Cellular component (GO): cytoplasmic vesicle; plasma membrane
Source: RefSeq, a predicted model, not a curated record